AUGAGGAUGAGGCAGCACUGCAAGUGGUGGGCGAAGAACGGCCCGGCUUGGUCAAGGCACCCGCCGUUGGGCGUCGACCACGCUAGUGCCACCAAUGAACAGGAAGAUGCGGUGGAGGAGGUGGAGGGGGUGAAGGGGUGGAAGGCGAUGAAGACGAUGAAGGCGAUGAAGGCGAUGAAGGCGGGCGUCCAAACGGAAACGGACGGGGUAGAGGACGCGGUGGUAGAGGACGCGGUGGUAGAGGACGCGGUGGUAGAGGACGGGGUAAUCAAGGAGGGUCUAGCCAAGGAGGCCCUGGUCAAGCAGGCGGUGGUCAAGAUGGCGGUGGGAGAGGGCGCGGUGGGAGAGGGCGCGGUGGGAGAGGGCGCGGGAGAGGAGGGGCUGGCCAGGAAAGGGAUGGAACCCAGACGAAGAUGCAUGCCUAUGUCACUCCAACAAACACUAGAGCUCAGUAGGCCUCUGGCUUAA
This is a messenger RNA of Clonostachys solani, 468 nucleotides long. NCBI's taxonomy places the organism in Eukaryota, Fungi, Ascomycota, Sordariomycetes, Hypocreales, Bionectriaceae. The record is from the annotation of a GenBank genome assembly.